AUGUCGCAACCACCGCAGCCGCUCGUACAGAGCGCGCCGCAGCCUCAACAACAAGCACUUAACCAAAACAGAGCCUAUUCGCCUCACGUUCAACAGCAACAAACUCCCCAGCAGCAGCCUCCGCAGCACGCUCCUUCCCCGAAUGCCAAUCAACAAAUCAGACAGCCUCAGCAAAAUCAAACGCAGCCACCGAGGCCGUCGCCAGAUCCAAGGUCUCCCACCUUCCCAGCUGGAAAUUUCUCGAGCUCUGGCCACAGCACACCGGGUGUAAGGACGCCCACGUCCACCAUGGCUUCGCCUUCCGUCAGCCAUUUUGCGCAAGCUCAACCGCAACCUUCAGUACAGCAACCGCACCAGACUCCUUCCUACGCGACAUCAUACAAUCAGUCGCAGAUGGCCCCGCAGCAAAAUGGUCGAUUGACACCUGGAACCACCGUUAACCAGCGUUUUGCCCCUCCACAGCAGCAGCAUCACGCUACACCUCAACCAAACGCAAAUCACAUGGUCGCACAUAGUCCGAGUGCUAUGAAUCAUCCUCCGCAGUCGCCGCAUGUACAGCAGCCCAACGGGACAGCACACGGCUAUGCCAAUACGACCUUUUCUCCUACCGGACAGGUUCAACCAGUAUCAACACCAGGUGCAAUGGGCCCCCCACCUCAUCUGAAUGCACCAAAGCCAGCGGUGCCGGUCAAGAGCUAUCAGUAUGAGAUGGACGAUUCCCUGGCAGGAACAGGCAUCAAUCUUGACGAGGAAGAACAGUACAUGAAUGACUAUGAGACAAGACUGGGUUUUGGAUCUCAUGUCCCGGGCGGGAGAGGCAGCUUCUAUGGCGCAGGUCCCGCAAAUCAGCCCGCAGAAACGGGUCAAAGCAAGUCGCAAGAGGAAAUGGCAGCAGAUGCGGCAGACAGAGCAUGGAACGAAGCUGCUCAUCGUUACGGAGUUUCCAGAGCACAAGACUUCCUCCAACAGGGAUUUCUACUUCCUGCCCUAUUGCAUGCCCGAAUGAGCAAAGCAGCAGCUGCGAAUGGCCUGGAACUUAAUCUCGACCCGAAACCACCCAAUCCCAACAUGCCACUUGGGCGAUUUCCUAAUCCUAACCAGUGGGAAAAGCCAUAUGUACAGGUCACAACGAAGACUUCAGAGGACAAUGCUAUCGUCACGACAGCAGGCUCUUUUCUUCCCAAGGAGGCCUACUUGAUUGACCAGAUCGCGUUGCUAUCAUUAGCAACCAAGACGCGACUUGGAGAGUUACUAACAGAUGCCAACUUGGUUGCUUGCAAUCGUCAGCAGACCGCUCAUGGCAAGCCCCCUCCUGAAUGGGCUGAAGCAGCUGAGCCACCAGUCAUGUCGGAUAGUGCAGUGAGCCCUCGCACUAAUUCCCGCAAGAUAUAUGAAGGGCCAGCGGAUGAGCUGAGCAAUGGUUUGCCAACACCGGUUUCCGAGGCAUCGAUUAAGAAUCCGUUUGCCGAUACGAUUGUGUCUCUUGGCAAGACCUCUCGCAGUGUCGAAGAAGCACGGUUGAGGAAGCGCCAGAAACGAGCAGAGCAAGCAGCGGACCGAGAGAAGAAUCCUGAUGGCACAUCUGCUUCUCGCGCUGGCUCUGUAGCUCCUGGCACUCCUGGUUCUGUCGCCCCAGAGAGUGGCGAGGCCAAGCCACUGUCAAAGAAGGAAAGCAAGAAGGCGGCCAGGCUCGCUGAUACCAGCAGUCUGUCAGUGAAUUCGACCCUUAGCCAAUUCAUGGGCAGUAAAAAGAAGAAAUAUUCAUGGAUGACGGGUGCCGCGGGGGGAAGUGGUGCAAAUACCCCACGAGGGCCUGGUGCGGCGGCUCCAGCUAGCGGAGGGCCGAAUAAAGCUGCAAAGGGUCCCUUGACCCAGGACGCUAGUCAGCAGAUCGGUAGUCUUCGCGAAGACUCUGUCAAAGGCAAGCAUAUUCAGAUGCGCGACUGGAUUGAGGUCCUUGAGGAGCACGGAUAUCUCACGGACCAGGUAGCACUCCAGCAAGCUUAUAUCAAGCUGGAAAGAUCGGACUGGGGUGACAAGGUCAAGGUGCCUGCCCUUCCUAUACCUGCACCUGCACCGAGUACAGCUACUACGCCAGUGGUUAGUACACCAGUCGUGUCAACACCAGUGGUGACAACCCCAGUAGCCACAACCCCAGUAGCCACAACCCCGGUGGCCACUUCGAUACCGACUUAG
Pestalotiopsis fici W106-1 is the source of this 2196-nucleotide messenger RNA. RefSeq lists its product as uncharacterized. The record is from RefSeq and is a predicted model, not a curated record. Gene Ontology annotation, cellular component: transcription factor TFIID complex. Gene Ontology annotation, biological process: DNA-templated transcription initiation. Lineage: Eukaryota; Fungi; Ascomycota; Sordariomycetes; Amphisphaeriales; Sporocadaceae. The coding region runs from base 1 to 2196 and encodes 731 amino acids. The transcript is spliced from 2 exons.